AUGGAUUUCGACGAGUACAGAAGAAGGGGCAAGGAGAUGGUGGACUACAUCGCCGACUACCUGGAGAACAUCCGCGAGCGGCGGGUGUUCCCGGACGUGAAGCCGGGCUACCUGCGGGCGCUCGUGCCGGCCAGCGCGCCCGUCGACCCGGAGAGCUGGGACGCCAUCAUGGCCGACGUGGAGCGGGUCGUCAUGCCAGGGGUGACGCACUGGCAGAGCCCGCACAUGCACGCCUACUACCCGCUACUCAGCUCCUUCCCCUCGCUGCUGGGCGACAUGCUGGCCGACGCCAUCAACUGCCUCGGCUUCACCUGGGCGGCGAGUCCCGCCUGCACGGAGCUGGAGACCGCCGUCAUGGACUGGCUCGGCAAGAUGAUCGGCCUGCCCGACGACUUCCUGCACUCGCGCAGCGACAGCAGGGGCGGCGGCGUCAUACAGACGACGGCCUGCGAGGCGACGCUGGUGAGCCUGCUGGCGGGACGCAGCGAGGCCAUCCGCCGCCAGCUGGCGCUGCUGGACCAGGAGCCCGCCGAGGUGCACGGCCGCCUCGUGGCCUACUGCUCCGACCAGGCGCAUUCGUCGGUGGAGAAGUCGGGGCUGAUCGGGCUGGUGAAGAUGCGGUACCUGGAGAGCGACGACAACCUCAGUCUGAGGGGCGACCGGCUGCUGGAGGCCAUCAGGAAGGACCAGGAGAGAGGCCUCAUCCCCUUCUGGCUGUGCGCCACUCUGGGGACGACUGGGGCGUGCGCCUUCGACAACCUGAUGGAGCUGGGGCCCAUAUGCGAGAAGCACCAGCUGUGGCUGCACGUGGACGCGGCCUACGCAGGGACGGCCUUCAUCUGCCCCGAGUUCCGGCACUGGCUCAACGGCGUGCAGUUCGCCAGCUCCUUCGCCUUCAACCCCUCCAAGUGGAUGCUCGUGCACUUCGACUGCACGGCCAUGUGGGUGAAAGACAGCAGCGCUCUUCACAGGACGUUCAACGUGGAACCGCUGUACUUGAAGCACGAGAACUCGGGCCUUGCUAUUGACUACAUGCACUGGCAGAUCCCGCUGAGCAAGAGGUUCCGCGCGCUCAAGCUGUGGUUCGUCAUCAGGAGCUACGGCAUCAAGGGACUGCAGCGUCACGUGCGAGAGGGGGUGCGACUGGCGCAGCGCAUGGAGGCGCUGGUGCGGGCCGACGCGCGCUUCGAGGUGCCGGCGCCGCGCCACCUGGGGCUGGUCGUGUUCCGGCUGCGCGGCGCCGACGAGCUGACGGAGCGCCUGCUCAAGAGGCUCAACUCGCGCGGCCGGGUGCACUGCGUGCCCGCCUCGCUCAAGGGCCGCUACGUGGUGCGCUUCGUGGUGACGUCGGCGCGCACCACGGCGCGGGACAUCGCGCGCGACUGGCAGGAGGUCGAGGACACGGCGGCGGCGGUGCUGGAGCAGGCCCGCGGGGCGCGCGCCCGGGUGCCGCUGGCAGAGACGCGCGAGCUGAACGAGAACUUCGGCUCCAGCCUGCUGCUGGCCAACUCGCCCAUGUCGCCCAAGAUCGUGAACGGCAGCUUCGCCGCCAUCUUCGACCACGGCGACAACCUGGCGCGCCAGCUGGCGUCCAGCUUCGGCCGGCUUCGCUUCGACCAGGACAGCCCAGCGAUCCGGCGGCGCGUGCGAGGGAUGCUGGUGUCGGGGAAGCAGCUCUCCCUGGACUCCAGGAUGGACCUGGUGACGUCGCUGGCGUCUGGCGCCGCCGCCGGCCCGAGCUGCGGCCACCUGGAGGAGACGCCCGAGGACGAAGACAACCCGCCCCAGGCCGGCGGCGAGCAGCCGGGGGCAGGCGGGGCGUCCGCGGACCGCCACAGCCGCUCCAGGUCCGUGGACCACUCGGCGGCGCCGCUCGACAAGAUGGCGGCGCCGCUCGACAAGAUGGCGGCGGCCCGGCCGCGCCUCGGCUGCGCCUGCGAGCGAGACUAG
Messenger RNA from Bacillus rossius redtenbacheri, 1950 nucleotides. RefSeq names its product histidine decarboxylase (gene Hdc). The record is from RefSeq and is a predicted model, not a curated record. Gene Ontology annotation, biological process: L-histidine catabolic process; histamine biosynthetic process. The transcript has 15 exons. Gene Ontology annotation, cellular component: cytoplasm. Gene Ontology annotation, molecular function: histidine decarboxylase activity; pyridoxal phosphate binding. The coding region runs from base 1 to 1950 and encodes 649 amino acids. NCBI's taxonomy places the organism in Eukaryota, Metazoa, Arthropoda, Insecta, Phasmatodea, Bacillidae.